GAGUUCUGAGAGGGAUUUUGCGUGCCGGAAAUGACAACAGAGUGUCAACAUGCAAGAUGGCAGCUCAUCACAGGCAGAACACGGCCGGGCGGAGGAAAGUUCAGGUUUCAUAUGUCAUUAGAGAUGAAGUGGAGAAGUACAACCGCAACGGAGUGAAUGCUUUGCAGCUUGAUCCUGCACUAAACAGGCUUUUUACAGCUGGACGAGACUCCAUCAUCAGAAUAUGGAGCGUGAAUCAGCACAAACAGGACCCCUACAUAGCAUCUAUGGAACAUCAUACAGACUGGGUGAAUGACAUUGUACUAUGCUGUAAUGGCAAAACAUUAAUAUCAGCGUCAUCGGAUACCACAGUUAAGGUAUGGAAUGCACACAAGGGAUUCUGCAUGUCAACACUGAGAACACACAAGGACUAUGUGAAAGCCUUAGCUUAUGCAAAAGACAAAGAAUUGGUGGCAUCUGCAGGAUUGGACAGACAGAUAUUCCUCUGGGAUGUAAAUACUCUUACUGCACUGACUGCAUCCAACAAUACUGUCACUACUUCCUCCCUGAGUGGAAACAAAGAUUCUAUAUACAGUCUGGCCAUGAAUCAGAUGGGCACAGUCAUUGUGUCUGGCUCCACGGAAAAGGUGCUAAGGGUUUGGGACCCCAGGACCUGUGCCAAGCUGAUGAAACUGAAAGGACACACAGACAAUGUAAAAGCUUUACUGCUAAACAGAGAUGGGACACAGUGUCUUUCAGGCAGCUCAGAUGGCACAAUCCGUUUGUGGUCUUUAGGCCAGCAGAGAUGUAUAGCCACCUAUCGGGUGCAUGACGAGGGUGUCUGGGCUCUCCAGGUCAAUGAAGGCUUCACCCAUGUUUACUCCGGAGGGAGAGAUCGCAAGAUCUACUGUACAGAUUUGAGAAAUCCAGAUCUGCGGCUGCUCAUCUGUGAAGAAAAGGCUCCUGUUUUAAAAAUGGAACUUGACAGAUCUGUUGACCCUCCAACUGCCCUUUGGGUUUCAACCACCAAGUCAUCUGUUAAUAAAUGGCCUUUAAAGGGUAUUCUGAACUUCAGAGCCUCAGGAGAAUAUGAAAAUGAUUGUAGCACACCGUUGAGCCCAAUCUGCUCACAGCCUGACCAGGUCAUUAAAGGAGGCGCUAGCAUUAUUCAGUGCAACAUUCUCAAUGACAAAAGGCACAUACUAACCAAAGAUACAAAUAACAACGUGGCCUAUUGGGAUGUUUUGAAAGCUUGCAAAGUUGAGGAUUUGGGAAAAGUGGACUUUGAAGAAGAAAUUAAAUCCAGGUUUAAGAUGGUUUAUGUUCCAAAUUGGUUCUCUGUUGAUCUGAAGACGGGGAUGCUGACCAUUACUUUAGAUGAGAGUGACUGCUUUGCAGCCUGGGUAUCGGCUAAGGAUGCUGGCUUCAGCAGCCCAGAUGGAUCCGAUCCAAAAUCACAGUCUCCCAAAAGGAUUUUGGCUUCCUCAGUGAACCUUGGGGGUCUUUUAUUACAAGCAUUACUUGAGUUUUGGCCAAAAACUCACAUCAACCCCAUGGAGGAAGAGGAAAAUGAAGUCAAUCACGUUGUAAAUGGAGAGCAGGAAAAUCGGAUCCAGAAAGGCAAUGGCUAUUUUCAGGUGCCGCCUCAUACUCCAGUAAUCUUUGGUGAAGCAGGUGGACGUACUCUGUUCAGGCUACUGUGUAGAGAUUCCGGCGGAGAGACUGAAUCCAUGCUACUCAAUGAAACUGUUCCACAAUGGGUGGUAGAUAUAACUGUGGAUAAAAACAUGCCCAAAUUUAAUAAGAUUCCAUUCUACCUCCAACCCCAUUCAUCAUCGGGAGCAAAGACACUGAAGAAGGACAGACUGUCAGCCAGUGACAUGCUGCAAGUCAGAAAGGUGAUGGAGCAUGUCUAUGAGAAGAUUAUAAAUGUGGAUACAGAAUCUCAGACAACCAGCUCCUCAAAUAAUGAGAAGCCAGGAGAACAAGAGAAAGAAGAAGACAUUGCUGUGCUGGCUGAAGAGAAGAUUGAACUCCUGUGUCAGGACCAGAUUUUAGAUCCCAAUAUGGACCUGAGAACUGUGAAACAUUUCAUCUGGAAGAGUGGAGGUGAUCUGACCCUCCACUACCGCCAGAAAUCCACGUGAAAGAAAUCUGAAGAGUGACUAAACUGACAUUAUUCGUCUGAAUUCAACAUUAGUACUGUAUAGAAGCCUGCUGAACUCUUGAACACAGAGCCAGUAUGGGCAUCCAUGUGUAUGCUUAGUUAAUCUAACAAAUAAGCAAUUACCCACUGACUCUGCUGUAGUUACUUGAGUUACCUGAAGGAUCCAGAAAACGGAGGCAGCCCAACGUUAUUUUGUUUGUGUUUUAAUGUAAAAAGUCUUUGAUACACACUUUGUAAUGCUUCCUCUGCUUAUCUGUCCCAAGAGUCUUCAAGCUCUGAUUUUCUGUCUUUCAGAAGAGCUUGUUGGUGUAAAGUUCCCAGCCCCUUGCACCAUGUGUGUCUAAGUACAUUCCAGUCUGCAGGUAGUAGUUUUAACUGUCCAGUUCAGCAAGGUAAGGAACAGUCCCUAUGAAGGAGGGUUAUUUGAAUUGUUCCCUGGUGGGCAGCCAUUGUAUAGGCUAUUCAGCUGUUUAGUUAUUUUUUUUUUUUAAAGUAGAAGGGAUACCAUCAUCCCUCCAGGAAACUUAUUGGGUUCCUGGUGAAUUGACGAGCUGCGUUUUCAUGUGCCACACAAUGGCUGCCUGUAAUGUUGGCAUAGACUGGGUACACUGAAAGACAACUCCACUUUUCUGACAGUAUAACAUUAUAAGGUAUGAAGCGAUGUGAUAUCUUUAUUCUUGUAAAUAGCAUUAGUAAUAGUGUUUUGUUUUCUCCUUUACCUCGGGUUCAGUUGCACUGGAGAUUUGUACAUGCUUACUACCAUAGUAUCUCUUUCACAUACAGGCCUCGAUAAGGCAGCACAAAGUACAGGAGCAUGGUACAAAGUGUUGUAAACCUUGCCAGCCAAUCAGAUCUAAAUAUAUUCUUUUGAUCGCAGUUAAAGGAAAUCUGUUUAGCUGUUUUGGAUUAUUGCACUUUACAUGUUGUCAGAAAUUUGCACUACUUUUAUUGAUAAAGCCAAAUUGAAACGGAUUUGUUGCCAAGGUGGCAGUUGUCUGAUGGAUGUAGAUACUGUAUAUUCGUAGAAAGCAUUUAAAAUCUUUGUAUUGGAGCCAUUCUAUGCCUUUAAGUAUUCGUUGUACACAAUAAGUCAAUGAAUACAAGCCAGAUGAUAUAAGGUAAAACAAUUCAGCCAAAAGGGUACCUGCAAGAGUUAAGCUGCCCAUAGAUGGAGCGAAAUUUGGAUGGUUCAGCAGGGACCAAACCAAUUACGAUCUACUGAUGGGCACUGUGGUUGUACUGAUCGACUCCUGUACAACCACCCUGCUAGAAAAUUUUCACUCGCUCAGCGCUGCAGGCUAUACACAAGGAAGUCUCCCCACUGUCUGAAUAGGACAGUGGGAAGAUUCCCCCAUCCACAUCGAAUGUGUGGAUGGGGGUAUCCGGUCAGCUUCUUUUUUUUUUUUUUUAUUCAAUCAAAAAACUGGCUCAUCUAUGGCCUUUUUUAUGCUUUCAUUUUAAUUAAAAUAUGAUUUAUAUAAUUACAUUUAAUAUAGAAUCGGGUUAUUAUAGGGAGAUGCAAAGAGACUAUUUGUUGAGCAUGAUCACCAUUGCUGUUGUGUGUUUGUAUCAGUGGAAUGCAGCUGUGUCUGUACAAGCCCGGAGCAGUUCAAAGAACAUUCCAUAGACCCAUCCAUGUGUAGUGUUCCUCCAUGACAACAAGCAAAAUGUGUUCAUUACUUGGUACAGUGGAUUUUUUAAAUCCUUUCAUUUCUAUAACAUAAAAAAAA
This is a messenger RNA of Rana temporaria (common frog), 3876 nucleotides long. RefSeq names its product WD repeat domain 48 (gene WDR48). The transcript is spliced from 20 exons. Gene Ontology annotation, molecular function: ubiquitin binding. NCBI's taxonomy places the organism in Eukaryota, Metazoa, Chordata, Amphibia, Anura, Ranidae. Bases 57 to 2126 code for a protein of 689 amino acids. Gene Ontology annotation, biological process: protein deubiquitination; double-strand break repair via homologous recombination. The record is from RefSeq and is a predicted model, not a curated record.